CAAUCCUGAUGCGGGCCGUCAUUAAGCGCGCGCGUCAUGCCGCUCGAGUCAGGCACGGGCUCUUGACUAACAUUUUCGUGUGGACAAUCCGCUAAUGCCGUCCUGUUUCGGGAUCGUAGCGUCCACUACAGAACAUACCUAUGCGAAUCUCGGUCGAAGCACGAUCGAGAUCUCUUCCAUGGACUCACAGCUGGCUCAAAGAAGGAGAGAAAAGCACAACAAAAAACCGUAGAACAUAUCAAGCGGUGAGUCAUUCACGAGGCGAACAGACGUUGUAUUCACGCGAUUGCGGAGGGGCCUCUUUGUUUCACUGGUCACGUAUUCACAUUGUUCAAAAAAAUUCGUAGGUAGUCAAAGAAAGUGUUGGCGGCUGUGCUGCGGAUCGACGC
This is a messenger RNA of Ceraceosorus bombacis, 389 nucleotides long. NCBI's taxonomy places the organism in Eukaryota, Fungi, Basidiomycota, Exobasidiomycetes, Ceraceosorales, Ceraceosoraceae. The record is from the annotation of a GenBank genome assembly.